Molecule: messenger RNA, 2917 nt
Organism: Aegilops tauschii subsp. strangulata
Lineage: Eukaryota; Viridiplantae; Streptophyta; Magnoliopsida; Poales; Poaceae
Product: ATP-dependent zinc metalloprotease FTSH 5, mitochondrial
Biological process (GO): protein import into chloroplast stroma; proteolysis
Cellular component (GO): membrane; chloroplast
Molecular function (GO): ATP hydrolysis activity; metalloendopeptidase activity; ATP binding
Source: RefSeq, a predicted model, not a curated record
ACGAAAGCUAAUGGGUUCCGGGCCGGGCUGGAAAGGAAAAAAUAAGUUGGCGACAUCCACGACUGCGCGCCGACGGCGGGUGCGGCACCACCGCCGCCGUUCGUCAGCGCGGCGCCCAUUCCCACCCCCGAACACGUUCCGCACCACCGCGUCGCGUGCUUGCCCAGAGCCCUGGCCGUCGGCUUGGAGUCGCAGUUCUCGUCCCGCUUCCCGGCUUCGUCAGCCGACGGGCGCUUCCACGACGGCGGGAUGCUCCUCCGGCCCCAGCCUCUGGCGGAAGGCGCCUCGGGCGGGGAGGCGGACGAGCGCGCGAGAGGGUAGGUUCAUGUGCGCUUGCACGAAAAUUUCAUGCAUCCAGUCUAAAAAAGUCGCUAGCUUCGCUCCUGUCGUAUCUUGGUCCGGCGGAUCUAGUUUGGUAGAUGGAUGAGUCUGGCAUGAACCACACACUGUGGAGAGACAAAACGCCGCUGUCCAGGAUGAUUUUGCUUGUACCUCAGCUCCAGCCAUUUGAUUUUUGAGUAUCACUUAUUCCCAGGGUAGUUUGGUUGGUUCUCAUACGGGAUUCAGUAAUUUUACUGAGCUCCCAUGCAGGGCCGUGUUAAGGGGGGCUGUUCGAUUCGUCGUGUGUAGGCUGUAGAGACUCUUACUGAAAGUUUGUUCAAGUCCUAAAAGAACACGGGGCCUUGCAUUGCGAUCGAUGGCUAGAGUUCGUGGAGGUUGUCAGGAAUUCUUCUAUCCAUGAUGCUGAUUCUGCAACUGCGAGAGGCAGUGUCUGCAUUCCAGAAAACACACUGAAAGAUCGAUGCUGCUUUACUGGCUGCAAGGCAUCUUGCGAGGCAUCGAUCGGCGAAUGCGAUUUGCAAUGAGAUUGUGUCAGCGGCCUCCGUUCCUUCUCUGAGGGCACCUGCUGCAAAUACAACUACCAGCGCAGGUAGUGUGCUUCGAAACCUACUACAGAGGUACCGAUCAACCUCUGCUGGGCAGAGGAUACGGGGCGUGCACUCUCACGCCGCUUCUCUUCGUAGCAACAUUUCUAGGAGUUAUCCAGAAAGAGUUAUACAAAACUUCAGAGGGCAGCCCACGUUACAUUCCAACACACCUGCUGCAAAUACAACUACUGGUGCAGGCAGUGUGCUUAGAAAUCUACAACAGAGGUACCGAUCAAGUUUCGCUGGUCAGAGGAUACGGGGCAUGCACUCUGACACCGCUUCUCUUCCUAAAGAGUUUUAUAGGGGUGAUACAGAAGGAGUCAUACAGAACUUCAAAAGGCUAAGUCAAGCAGGAAUUUCAAAUGCAGCAAGGGAGGAAGGACGUGUUCUUGGUACAGCUAGUGCACCCUAUUACAUGGUAGAGAAAGGCCUACUUAAAAAGCAGCUUCUGCGUACCUCUGGAGGCCUUGUAAGUGCGGAGGUCGGCAAGUUUGAAGGUUUGAAAGAAGUGCCUAAGGAUUCGAGCACGAAACUCAGUGACGUGAAGGGGGUCGAUGAAGCCAAAGCUGAGCUCGAGGACAUAGUUCACUACCUACGAGAUCCAUAUCGUUUCAACCGCCUUGGUGGCAAGCUUCCAAAGGGCAUUUUGCUUGUGGGCCCACCUGGCACAGGGAAGACCAUGUUGGCAAGGGCCGUGGCUGGGAAAGCCGGCGUCCCUUUCUUCGCGUGCAGUGGCAGUGCUUUCGAGGAGACUUAUGUGGGUGUUGGCGCAAAGAGGGUGAGGGAGCUCUUCGCUGCGGCAAGGAAGCGAGCUCCUUGCAUAAUAUUCAUCGAUGAACUUGAUGCCGUCGGUGGGCGCAGAACUGCAGAAGAACCAUCGUGGUCAAAGCAGACUCUGAACCAGCUGCUUGUUGAGAUGGAUGGCUUCAAGCAGAAUGAAGGGAUCAUCGUCGUCGCAGCAACCAACCUCGUUGAGUCGCUAGAUGACGCCCUUGUCAGGCCUGGGCGUUUUGACCGUCAAGUUCAUGUUCCGCUUCCAGAUGUUGUGGGUCGACGGCAGAUCCUCGAGGCACACUUGUCAAAGGUGUUGAAAGCCAAGGGUUUGGAUUUGAUGACUAUCGCAAGGGGGACGCCUGGGUUCUCAGGUGCAGACCUUGCAAGCCUAGUGAAUGACGCCGCUCUCAAGGCUUCCAGGGAUGGAGCAGGUGCUGUUGGGAUGGAUCACCUCGAGUACGCCAAGGACAAGAUCAUCAUGGGCAGCGAGCGCAAGUCAGCGGUGAUGUCUGAUCGCUCCAGGAAGAUGACCGCGUACCACGAGGGAGGGCACGCCCUUGUUGCUAUCCUCACAGACGGCGCCGACCCCGUCCACAAGGCCACCAUUGUCCCCAGGGGAAACUCACUUGGCAUGGUGACACAACUGCCGGGAGAAGAUGGCGAGCUCGAACAGUCGAGGAAGCAGAUGCUGGCGAGACUGGAUGUCCUCAUGGGUGGGCGGGUGGCCGAGGAGCUCUUAGUUGGAGAGACCGGGGUCACCACCGGCCCCUUCUCUGAUCUCAGCCAGGCAACUCAGCUGGCGAUGGACAUGGUCACCAAGUAUGGCAUGAGCAAACGGGUCGGCCUUCUUUCCUACGACGAUGGUGGCCGCGCGGCGACCAUGAGCGGGUCAAUGGCGGCCCUGGUCGAUGAGGAGGUGAAGGCAUUAUUGGACAAGGCUUACAGUAACGCGAAAACGAUUCUCACGGCGCACAGCAGGGAGCUCCAUGUCCUCGCCAACGCCCUCCUGCAGCAUGGAACUCUCUCCGGUGACCAGAUCAAGAAAAUAGUUUCGGCAGGUAGAUGGUUUUAACAAGACUUGUUAAAACCUUCUUUCUGUAGGGACUUGUUGAAACCUUCUUCACCUGGCCUAACAGUGUAGAUGAAGAAGUUCUGUUUUCUGAUACAUUUGUUGCAUGCACAGAGAGUGUAAAGAGCGGUCUGAAUUUUCGGAA